Messenger RNA from Dovyalis caffra, 1068 nucleotides. NCBI's taxonomy places the organism in Eukaryota, Viridiplantae, Streptophyta, Magnoliopsida, Malpighiales, Salicaceae. The record is from the annotation of a GenBank genome assembly.
AUGGAUCUUGUAAGCAAAAUCUAUGGCUCUCAAUCUCUUCCACCAAUGACAAGUCCAGCUGGUAGCUCAUCAAUAUUUGGACCUCGUACUCAUUCGUCUGAUAAAAGUUUCCCAAUUAUAGCCAUUGCCAUAAUAGGAAUUUUGGCCACAGCUUUCUUGCUUGUAGGCUACUACAUCUUUGUCAUUAAAUGCUGUCUGAAUUGGCACCGCAUCGAUCUUCUAAGGCGAUUCUCCCUAUCAAGAAAUAGAAAUCACGAAGAUCCUUUGAUGGCUUACUCUCCUGCUGCAAUAGAGUCUCGUGGACUUGACCAGUCGGUGAUAAGGUCAAUCCCAGUAUUUAAGUUCAAGAAAGAAGGCAGCAAUGUUAGAAACUUAGGAGAAAGUAGCUUCUGUGAAUGUGCGGUUUGCUUGAACGAGUUUCAAGAAGCUGAAAAGCUAAGAAGGAUACCAAACUGUAGCCAUAUUUUUCAUAUUGAUUGCAUUGAUGUUUGGCUUCAAAGCAAUGCUAAUUGCCCACUUUGUAGAACAAGCAUUUCGAGCACCAUAAGAUUCCCAAUGGAUCAUAUUAUUGCUCCAAGCUCUACACCCCAAGAUCCAAAUCCUUACAGCGAAAGUCUCAUGGGUGGAGAUGAAGAUUAUGUUGUCAUUGAGUUAGGUAAUCAUAACUCUACAGAUCAAACAUUGAUUGCAGCACAGGAAAGAUUGAAUUCUGGAGAGUUAUCGGCGCGUUCAAUUAGUCCUUCGCCGAGGAAGAUAGAGCAGGGAGUUGGUCACAAGAAAGCAAGGAAGUUUAAUAAGGUUACCAGCAUGGGAGAUGAAUGUAUUGAUACUAGAGGCAAACAUGAUCAAUUCGGAUUGAUUCAACCCAUUAGAAGAUCUUUUUCAAUGGACUCGUCAGCAGAUCGGCAGCUUUAUUUAUCAAUUCAAGAGAUAGUGCAGCAGAGCAGGCAAGUAACUGAGGUCAGCGUUGUUGAAGUUUGUAGUGGCAGACCCAGAAGAACUUUCUUUUCUUUUGGUCAUGGUAGAGGAUCCAGAAGUUCGGUCUUACCUGUUUAUUUGGAACCGUAA